Falco peregrinus (peregrine falcon) is the source of this 3403-nucleotide messenger RNA. RefSeq names its product small integral membrane protein 35 (gene SMIM35). The coding region runs from base 382 to 648 and encodes 88 amino acids. The transcript has 4 exons. Lineage: Eukaryota; Metazoa; Chordata; Aves; Falconiformes; Falconidae. The record is from RefSeq and is a predicted model, not a curated record.
GCUACCAGUUCAGCCUCUGCCAAGCUGCCUGUCCCUGCCAGCAGCAGGAGGACAGAGCUGCCUGCAUGGGCAGGCUUCAUGCCCACCCCAAGCAGGCUGGGAUGCUGGGCUGGGCACAGCCGUCCCAGGCUGGGGCACUGUCCGUCGCGUGCGGAGUGAUGUCUGCUGGAGCACCUCUGCUUUCUCCCCUGGGAACCAGUUGAACCGGUGGGCCAGGAGCGGUGCCCAGCCUCGCAGCAGCACAGACGGUGAGGUGGCUGUGUCACCGGGAGAGGAGGGGACAGGAAGGACGUGCCAGGCUCCAACACUCACAGGGGCUCUGCUACAGCAGCUCCCAGCCUGGCUGAGCCCUGAGCAGCUCCUGUGGCAUGGUGCUGGGAGAUGGACCCCCGGGCAGAGCAAGAGCCCAUCAACGUGCUCGGGAUUGUCUUGGGUGUCGGGCUGGCCUUGCUGAUCCUGGUGCUUUUUGGCUACACCUUGGUCCGGUGGUACAAGAGGGGCCAGUGCUGGCACGGGCCUGACUUCGUCUUCAACCUCUAUCACACCCGUGGGCUGGGGUCGGUGGAGCUGGUGCCACCUUUCAGCAUCAGCGGCUCACUGAGCGGGGCUGGGAGCAGCUAUGUGCCUUUCUGCAACAGGGGGCCUUGAGGCAGGAGCCAGGCUGGUGUGCAGGUAGGACAUCACCCUGCUUCUCCCUGCCUGGUGGUGGGUGAGGGGAUCCCCGGCUGUGUACCUCCCCCAGGACAACCCAUGCAGGUGCCCCGCAAUGCCCAGGAGCAGCUGGUGUGUGGGGUGGCUGUAGCACUGAGUGCCUCUGUGGUGGGGAGUCCAGGUGCUGGGUGAGGGUGCUGUGCCCCGGAGGCUCCACGCCUCUUUGUAGCCCCUGGUCAUUGCAGCUUUCCCUGGGAUAGUCCUAAGGCUUUUCCUGCAGAAGCCGGUGGGGCAUCAGGGGCUUUCCCUGGGCUCUGGUUUUGUUCCCCCCAUGCAGGUUUUGGUUUCCAUUUCCAUCCCCACGAUCCUCAGCCUGGGGCUGGGCACGCAGCUGGGGCGAAGGCAGCUCAGGGCUGGGGCUGGAGCCCACGUGCCCCCUGCACCGCUUCCCCUUUCUGCCUCACAUCCCCCUUCCAGCAGCAACAGAAAGAGCAACCAAAAUCAGCUAGGGGGGGAAGUCCUCUGUUCUUGCUUCUUUAAAAAACCAGCUGCUACAUACGCUGGAUUUCUACCGAAACUGUAACAAGGAGGUUUCAGUUUUUGAAGAGCUUCUCCAUCUGCUCCCUGCAGCUGCAUUUCUCUUGCUGCUCCCCAUUCCCCCCCCCCCCCCCCCCCGCCCCGGCCAUGGGCAUUGCUGGAGGGUGCCUGAGGCCAGCUGCCAUCCCUGUGCUGGUGCAGCCUCCCCUUGCUUGGGAUGGAGGAAGAGGGUUCUGCCUUAUCCCAGGCUUCCUCAGCAUGAACCCUGGAGAGAAAAGCCACCUUCCCCAGGGCUCAGAGACACCCCAGCCCUUGCCACCAGCCAGCUGCAUGCCCAGGAGACCUUGGGCCAGGCUGCUGGUGAGCAGGGCAGUGGGAGUGUGGGGAGCCAGCUGGGAAGGAUGGCGGUGAGCCACGGAACUGGAUGGCUGGUUUUGUGCAAUAGGGGAAAACGCCAUAAGGAAAUGAGACUGCUUCUCAGACUUCCCUUCUCAGUCGAGUAUCUGGACCAAUGUGGAAAUUUGUCCUUCACACCGAUAGUGUAAGGAAACAUCUCAGAAAGCCCCUGUGGUCUUUAUCAUGGCUUUCUCAUGCCAGCCACCUUCAACCUCGGCAAAGCAAGUGGCUGUGGAAGUGCCUGAAGCACGAGACCAGCCCUGACAAAAUUGCUGUGGCCCUUGGGGAGGGACCCACACACACACUAAGUGGGGGCAGACCAGGCAUGGGGCUUUGGGACUGUUUCUUUGCAAACUGUUUUCUCCGAAGGAAAACAAAAAGAGACUCGGGAGACCACACGGCUCUGUAUGGGGAAACCGGUGAGGAUGGAGUGGAGAGCUCCAGUCUGCACCCCAGCUUGCAAGGGGGCUGGGGGCUGGCCACAAGCCUCCCGGCUUCUCCUUCCCUGUGCCCCCCCACACUGCUCCAUGCAGGGUUUGUGCAGUGCUGGGGGCUCCGUUGCCUUGUUGUUGGAAAUGUUGGAAACAUCUGCAUAGGCUGGUGCUGGGGGAGGAAAGGUGUUUGCAGGGUGCAGCCCCUUGCUGGGGGGUGCAGUGUUCCCUGCUGCGAAGAGGAGCAGGAAGAGGAGAGCCACUUGCAAGAGGAGUGGGAGCUGAAUGUCCUCUGUGUGUUAGGCUGUGACUUAAUUCAGGAAAAUAUGAGCAUCUGGGAUUUCCAUAGAGUCGGAGGGACUGUACAUACUCUCAGCUACCAAAGCCAAAGCGUGUGGUCUGUGGUUUUCUGGCAAACUCAUCUGGGUUUCGUUGAAAGGAGAAGCCUGGCUGCUCAUGAAGGGGGAGGGAAACGCUGCCUCUGUCAGCCUUGGGUGCUGCCGCUGGAUGCUGCCGGCUGGAGCUUUCCACAGUGAGCAGGAACCGGCAGCACCCAGCACUGCACGGGAUCCGGCCACACAGCUUGACGUCAGGAGCAUUGAAAAAAAAAAAAUGUUAUGCUUAAUUUUCGUGACUCCAUUUUCCAGAGGAAGUUGAAAAAAAGAAAGCAAAAAAAAAAAACCAACCACCAACUCCCAAAAUACCCUGAGGUAGAAGAGCUGGUGGAAAUGGAAGGAUGGAAGGGCAGGAGGACACACAUGGACGGCAUCGGUGGUGUCACUGCAGCGGGGCACCCACCAUGGCCAGCAGCCAGGCCCUCCAUGUGAUGCAAGUAUGUUCAUUGCAAGUAUCUUCAGUGCAAGUAGUGUAACAUCAGGUGUAACACGGAAAUGUAGCAAUGCGUCAACAACCUUUCUCCUGACUGCAGCGAUUCUUGUUUUCACCUGAUAAAAAGUACUUCCCAGAGCUGGGUUUCCACUAACAGUUUUAACGGGACUAUCCCACCGUGAAGGUUCUUGGAAACUAAGUGACUCUUGGAAAAACUCCAAGUGACCUGGCAGCAGUGAAAUGUAGCCCACGGUAAGUUGCUCCCAUCUCAUGCCUAUUUCCAUUCUGACAGAAACUAUCCCCCUGCCCUCCAGUUUCAACUUGUUCCGCUCUGCCCUGGAGCUGCUCCUGUCCCUCACUGGUGCGGGAUGUGCUCCAUGCCCAGUGCGCCCCUGUGAAAUCACCCCAAGCUGCCCAGCUCCUUUUCCCUGCUGCUCCUCCAGUGCCUGCAUCCACGAUGCAACACCUGCCUGGGACAAACACCCUGAUCCUCAGAUGAGUGUGAAACUCUCAGUGGGCUGGCUUUGCUCUUUUUUUCCAGUUGUAACGUGGGAAUGCUC